UUGCUUCUACCCAUCGCCCUUGCCUUCACCCUUGCUAUUCUUUGGAAGCUUGCCUGUGCAUAGCUAGUCGCGUGUGAUUUGAUAAUUUUAGACUGUUAAUCUGUUUAGGGCUGCUAGAUUGAGUACGACGCAUAUCUGGGACGUGAACUAGGUUGUUGACGACCAACUAUGCGGCACGCUCUGCUCCUGGCUCUUGUCUUAGGGCUUGCGACAGCAACGUUGUCGCAGAGCCCUUAUGACACGUUCCGUCUGUUCGACCGCUACCCCAACACUCCUAACUACGCUAUUCCCAUGUGCUGCCCUACCCAUCCGUCCGCCUACUGCGAUUUUUACUUCGACGGCUUCCAGAACUCCGUGCCGUCGUUUCACAUCAAGGACGACAUCAAGGGCGAUCACGCCGUGCUCACCAUCACUCGAGAGCAGGUGCACUGGGUGGGCAGCAUGGACUACUUCGCUCCCGGGAUCCGUGACUACAAGUCCAACGGCCUGAUUGCUGCCGACUCUACCAACGGCACGUAUCUGCAGUGCCCCCAACGCCUGCCCCCCGACGAGCAUCCCGGUGACCAGUUUUACUUGAACCAGCGCGAGGACGCCAUCGCGCACGUCUACGUGCGAAACUGGAAGCCGCAGUCUCAGUGGCAUCACGGCAUCGACUGGUUUAACGACAGGUGCAUCCUGUUGCCCUUCACGCACGCCGCGAUCCCCGGUCCGCAGGGUCCAGUCAACUUGAAUAUUGCCGACAACAGUACUGACUAUCCCGAGGAGCGGCGCUGCGUUGUCUUCCGCACCCGCUCGUGAGGGCAGGUAGUGCUAGCGCAAGGGGGUAGGCGGUAGCGGCGACGGUGGUGGACGCUGGAUUGCGACGACGCAGCAGACGCGGAGAGACGCUGCAAAUUUCCUCGCAACGGCAGCUCUGGCCGUUUUCCACCGCCGACCCGGCGCCGUGUCGCUCCCUUGGCGGCAGAAGCGCUGUGCGGAUUGGUGAAUGCCUUCCCUUCAUGCGGAAAAAUGGCCGUGUCUGGAUAGCCACCGUCAGAUUUCCGCAGUCUCUCUGGCCGUGCAUCUUGUUAAUGUCUUCCUGUCCAUUAUAAACUUAGAAUGAUUGGUAGAUAAUGAUUGGGGUUAUCUCCUUGAUCGUAUUGGCAUAUGUACGUUUAAUGUGCCUACAAUAUGUUUGUCCAAUAUGUGGUGCUUGUGAGUCAAGGUAAGGAGACUAUUG
Messenger RNA from Closterium sp. NIES-67, 1219 nucleotides. NCBI's taxonomy places the organism in Eukaryota, Viridiplantae, Streptophyta, Zygnematophyceae, Desmidiales, Closteriaceae. The record is from the annotation of a GenBank genome assembly.